AGCUGAGUUCAGCAUCAAGCCUACAAACUAUUUACGACUGACGACGCAAACGAAUAAAUACUUUUGGAAAAUGAUUUACUAAAGUUCAAACAGUGAGGCCAUCUGCCGGUCAAACGCAAUGUAAAUGCAGUUAUGAACUUAAAUGAAAAUACCAUCUAAAACACCUGUUUGGACUCUUAUUCUGACGGCACCCAUUCACUCCAGAGCAAGUGAUGCAAUGCUAUUUCUCCAAAUCCAUUCCCGUGAAGAAAUGAAAUUGAUCUACUUGAUCUACAUCUACAAAAUUCAUCACAGCAGAGGCGAGGUUGUGCAGAGGGCAGCUGAGGAGACCUGAGCGUGGAUGAAGCAGCAAUAGAGCCAUCUGAGUGUGGAGCUGUGUGCCUGAAGCUUUUGCCUGCAAUGAAAAAAGGCAUAUUCUUUGUACGAAAGCGGAUCGGAGCUGUAAAACUGGUGCCUGGAGAAGUGUUUUACUCAAUCUCACAUCAUCUCCAGAUCACACUCUGAACUACCUGCUUCUGUUCCCUCAAGACCCCCGUUCACAAAGGUGUGCUUCCCUCUGCAGGUGUGGUUUUGCUGCAGGUUAUUGGCACACUGACCUCGUGUCUACAGGUCAAUUACUGGCUGUGGAGCUCCAUCAGACGGUUGUACCACAUCUCCAACCACAAUCACACCAAACCAGACGCUGAACAUCUGCUGAACGUCCUGCUGUACACUGGAAACCAGAGGAUCUUUCUUUAUCAAGAGCACCAAAGGAUAACUUUGUCAGGAAUCUGUAGAACCGGAAUCACGCAUGACUGUUUCUGGGGCUGCUGAAUGCAUUUGCAUGAGAAUUUCUUCUGAAUGAAAACAAACUAAGCAAUAUGGAGACAGUAUCUCUGAACACCUCCUUGUUCUCUGGCAGUCAGAGCAUCAGUACGGAUUCUCCUAAUUUGUCCAUGAGAUCUGUAAGCUUCAUCAAUGACACGGAUUCAUCUCGCAGCAGCACACUCUUACACUGGAACUUCUUCCUGGCUGCCAACUACAUCAGUGUGGUGGAGAAAUGCAUGAGCUCCAUGCAGACGGGCACUCAGAUGGUGAAACUGCGUGGAGGAUCCAAAGGCCUGGUGCGCUUUUUCUACUUGGACGAACACAAGUCCUGCAUCCGCUGGCGGCCCUCUAGGAAGAAUGAGAAAGCCAAAAUCUCAAUCGACUCCAUUCGGGAGGUGUGUGAGGGGAAGCAGUCGGAGAUCUUCCAGCGUUAUGCCGACGGUAGCUUUGAUCCCAACUGCUGCUUCAGCAUCUACUAUGGCGAGCACAUGGAGUCUCUUGACCUGGUGUCAGGUACAGGAGAAGAAGCUCGCACCUGGAUUACUGGCCUUAAGUACCUUAUGGCCGGCAUCAGCGAUGAAGACAGUCUGGCCAAGCGCCAACGCACUCGUGACCAGUGGCUGAAGCAGACCUUCACAGAGGCCGAUAAGAAUGGAGACGGCUGCCUGAGCAUCAGUGAAGUGCUGCAGCUCCUGCACAAGCUCAAUGUCAACCUGCCCAGACAGAAAGUCAAACAGAUGUUUAAGGAGGCAGACACUGAUGACAACCAGGGCACGUUGGGAUUUGAGGAGUUCUGCUCUUUCUAUAAGAUGAUGUCAACGCGGCGCGAUCUGUACCUGCUGAUGCUCACCUACAGCAACCAUAAAGACCACCUGGACACAGAUGACCUCAAACGCUUCCUCGAGACUGAGCAAAAGAUGACAAACGUCUCAAAGGAGCACUGCCUCGAAAUUGUGGCCAAGUUUGAGCCUUGUUCUGAAAACCAGACACUGGGUGUCCUGGGUAUUGACGGUUUUACCAAUUACAUGCGCAGUCCUGCAGGGGACAUCUUCAACCCUGAGCAUUACGAGGUGAACCAGGACAUGACGGAGCCUCUCAGUAACUACUUCAUCGCUUCCUCCCACAACACCUACCUGAUGGGCGACCAGCUCAUGUCCCAGUCUCGGGUGGAUAUGUACGCCUGGGUGCUGCAGGCCGGCUGCAGAUGUGUGGAAGUGGAUUGCUGGGAUGGACAGGAUGGAGAACCAAUCGUACAUCAUGGCUACACCCUGACUUCCAAAAUCCUCUUUAAAGAUGUUAUCGAGACCAUCAACAAAUAUGCAUUCAUCAAAACCCAGUAUCCUGUGAUUCUGUCCAUUGAGAAUCACUGCAGCGUCCCUCAGCAGAAGAAGAUGGCUCAGUAUCUGACUGAAGUGUUGGGUGAUAAACUGGACGUGUCCUCCAUCCCUGCCGACCCAUCUGGACUUCUGCCUUCACCCGAAGCCCUAAAAGGCAAAAUCCUCAUCAAGGGUAAAAAACUGCCCCCAAAUAUAGACGAGAAUGCAGAGGAGGGGGACGUGUCUGAUGAAGACAGCGCUGAUGAGAUGGAGGAUGACUGUAAGCUGAUGAAUGGAGAUACAUCUAUGAACAGGAAGCAGGCGGAAAAUGUUGCAAAGAAAAAAUUAGAUAACCUCAUGAAGGAGUCAAAGAUUCGUGACCGGGAAGAUCCGGACAGUUUUACCAUCGCAGCCCUGCCGCCGACAGGAAAACAUGACAAAUCACCGCUAAAGGGAAAAGCAGAAGACAGCACUGACACUGGAGACGAGGCCAACUCUGGUGGCAACAAACGUCUGGGUAGAUCUUUCAUGGGGAGUUUCUCCAAACGCAAGAAAAAGACAAGUAAACUGAGGAAGUCCUCCAGUUUUGAGGACACAGACACGGAUCAGGAGAGCUCGAGUGGGGCGUCUAAAGCACCAGUGCAUCACAGCAGAAAGAAAAAAACAAUGAAGUUGUCAAGAGCACUUUCUGAUCUGGUAUACACUAAAUCUGUGGGCACACCAGACUUUGAGGCACAAGUGAGCGGCAGCAGUUGGCAGGUGUCAUCGAUGAGCGAGACCAAGGCCCAUCAGUUAAUGCAGCAGAAGCCGGUGCAGUUCAUACGAUUCAACCAGCGCCAGCUCUCGCGUAUCUACCCCUCCCCUUACCGCGUGGACUCCAGCAACUUCAACCCACAGCCCUUCUGGAAUGCCGGUUGCCAUCUGGUGGCUUUGAACUACCAGACAGAGGGCAGAGUGCUGCAGCUCAACAGAGCCAAGUUUUAUUGCAACGGCAACUGUGGUUACAUCCUGAAACCUGGCUGUAUGUGUGAAGGUUCUUUUAAUCCAGUGGCUGAGGAUCCUUUACCAGGGCGGUUGAAAAAACAAUUGGUUCUUAAGAUCAUCAGCGGCCAGCAGUUGCCCAAGCCUAAAGACUCCAUGCUGGGUGACCGAGGAGAGAUAAUCGACCCAUUUGUGGAAGUGGAGAUUAUCGGUCUACCAGUGGAUUGCUGCAAAGAGCAAACCAGGGUGGUUGAUGACAAUGGAUUCAAUCCUAUGUGGGAGGAGACGCUCGUCUUCACUCUUCACAUGCCAGAGAUUGCUCUUAUACGCUUCCUGGUUUGGGACCAUGACCCGAUUGGCCAAGAUUUUAUUGGCCAGAGGACCAUCGCCUUUAACAGCAUGAUUCCCGGUUACCGACAUGUGUAUUUGGAAGGCAUGGAGGAAGCUUCCAUCUUUGUUCAUGUUGCAGUGAAUGACAUCACCAGUAAGGUUCGAGCAGUCAGUGGUAUAAAAGGACUCUUUCACAGAAACCCAAAGCAGGCAUCUCUCGACAGCCAUGCUGCUGCUCUGCUCAACCGUAAGAGCACCUUUGGUGCUCAUCUCCUGCGCCGCACAGCCAGUGCCCCCACCAAGGGCCAACCCAAAGUCAAGAGGGGCUUCCCCGAGAUCUCCAUUGACACAAAAGAUUGCAGCUCGGAGGGCGCCAGUGAGGAGCGGGAAUCAGAAGAGGGGCCACCUGUCCACCACAACGGAGAUACUGCAUCUGGAAAAUCAUGGGGUCAUGGCACCAACGGGCAGCUUCACCCUGACGACAGUAAAGAAAAUUCUGAAGUGCAGAGUCCAACUCCAUCCCUGAACACCUCAUGUCUGGGAUCCAUUACAGAGGAAUUUCAGGAGAAUAGUCCUUUGACCUCCACACAAAGCCCUGUGGAUACCUCACCACAUUGUCCCUCCACUACAUUGUCUUCACCAUCCACAGCAAUAACAACAUCUUCCAAUGGGGAAAAUCUCAGCCCUGUGAAAAAUAAUGAGGACAUUCGGAAAUCAUUUGCACUAACCCAGUGUAUUGGUCCAUAUAGCACCAGUGGCGAGGAUUCUGGGAAAAGCCACAUCAACUCUUCACUUUCCACAAAUUACCUUGACAUUGGAUGUGAUACACGCCCAUUGCCAGACCAGGAGGAUGGUGCAGUUGCGCAAAAAGCAGUCACUGAUCCCAACGUUCCUAAAAUAAAAACACUACAGACUCUAGAGACAGAUGCCGUAAAGGUAAUAACCGCCACAAAGAGCUCUCAAAGGAUGCAGGCGUUGAAGGGGGUGUUUGACAGAGACAUUGGACGAAGCAUGCAAACAGGACUGAGGACCCCAGUCAGAAGGACCAAAAGUGAAGGACAAAUGAAGGCAGUGAUAAAAACAGACAGCCCAUCAGUGGUCCCCGAAGUCUCUAUCGACGCCACUUUCAACGACAGGCUCUGGAGCAAACUCGACCCCAGCAGCCAUCGGGAUAGUGUGUCAUCGUCUUCCAGCAUUUCCUCCAAUGACACUGUGAUAGAUUUGUCCUUGCCCAACCUUUCCAGAAAGAGCCUUACCUGUCUUAGUGCAGCCCGGGACAGCUCAGACAACCAAGUAUCGUUGGCCAACAGGUCCAGUCAGCCUCGAUCAACCGUUGUAGCAUGCAACGUCUCGCUUGUCAGCAAGAGCAAGUCCAACCCCAACCUGCGGGAUGGUGAGAUGUGCGAGCCAGAGGACGAGUUACAACCCAGGCCUUUGGUUGCAGAGAAAGACCCCAUCCGUCCCAUGCAGAGGCGCCACACUUGGAGCAGGUUGUACAUGGAGGGCUUAAAGCAGUCUUCCACUCUUGCAGCUUCUGCUAGCUCCAAGAGGUCAACCACCCCCUCGGCAAAAGACAUGGACAGCAGCUCGAAAUCCAAGAGUCUUGGAGAUCUCACUUCAGACGACAUCAUCUGUAAUUUUGAGAGCAAGUAUCGCACCAUUAGUCGCAGUUUCAUUGUGAGGCCAAGCCGUCAACUAGGGAAAACUCUUAGAAAGCCCCAGAAUGACCUAACGGAGCAGCUCAAGAGGCUCACCGAUGUGGAGCCCCUCACUAGCAAAGACUUUGCUCAGUGCAGGAACGAUUCCGAAGUGGGACAGGAAGAGGAGGAGAUACCCCCUUUGCGGAGGAGUUCCUCACGGAGCCAGAGCCGGGUGAGAUACAUCGCUAACCGAGCCAGGCAGGCCCAAGAGAGGCAGCGGCUACAAAGCCUGACUAGGACGUCUGGGAGCCCCAUCGAAGAGCGUGGCAAUCCUGAAGGAGCUUGUAGUGUAGCCCACAGUCCCUGUGUUAGCUUGGAUCUUUUGAGCCAGCUUCCAUCAGGACCACCCCAACAAAGCCCUCUGAGCCCGGACAACGAGGUCUUCUUUAUGCUCAGGCUGUAAAAAGACAAGAGUGUGUUGAGCAAAUGGACACAAGGUGGCCAGCCUCCACCUAUCACUCAUUAAGAUACUCCAGUAGACAUGUUGAGCAGUCAAACAUUUCUUAUGUGCACCUACUGUAAUAACCCUUACAUUUUGGCUUGAUGCUAAAAGUUGAAAAGCACACAAUCUUUUUUUUUUUUAAUGCCCAUUGUUGACCUACUCCCAACCCUGAAUAAUGAGCCGUUACAGGGAAUGAAAUGCUAAGCUUUAAACAUUAAAUUGGAUGCAACGGUUUGCUAGUUUGUACAAAUUAUUUGUAAAUGUGCAUGCAUGUGUUGAAAAAAAAAAAACAAAGGUGCAAAACCAGAGGAUUUUUUAAAAAGGUGUAUUAAAAUAUACAAGAUUGCAUAUAGAUAUUAUUACAAACAUUCUAAAAUUAGAUUAUGCCUGUGGCAUUUGUGGUACUGUAAUUUUUUUUUUAUUAUUUUUUUUUUUAAAGAUGCAGCUUAUUGCAGCAAUAGAUAAAAAUGUAAGCACUACUGAUUCACCACAAUGAUUCCUUGGAUUCAGAUGUUUAUUAAUCUGCAGCCAAAAUACAAAUGCAUUUGUUUGUGUUGUUAAUGGCAUGAGAACAAAUUUUGUAACCAAGCAUGGGAUGUAUUUGUCACAAUAAUUUAUUGUCCCUUAAAACUAUUUUUAAAAAUUUUUUAGAUGUAGUAAUAUUAAUGACUGCUAUGUUCUGUUUUAGUUUUUAAUUUAGUAAAAUUACAACUUACAGUAUGUUCUUUAGUUAAGUUAGUUACUAAUGAAGUGUAGCUCUAAAAAUACGGUAAUUCAUAUAAAAAAUUGCAUAUCUUCACUUUAUGUACAGUAGUUUACCUUUUGAAAUUUUACUGUAUGUCACUUGAUUUUAAUAUUUCUCCUAUGGUCUACUGUAUUUUUAUGUUUCAAAGAUUUUAUGAUUUAAAAAUGUACAGUCUAUUAGAUAUGCAGUUAUGUAGAUGUUAUUCAAUGUCAUUGUCCUAAGUACACUAAUACCUUUUAUUACUUUUUUUUAAAGAAUGCUACUCAGUAACAGGGAAAUAAAUUUUUACCAAUUACAUACUU
Onychostoma macrolepis is the source of this 6623-nucleotide messenger RNA. RefSeq names its product phospholipase C, eta 2a (gene plch2a). NCBI's taxonomy places the organism in Eukaryota, Metazoa, Chordata, Actinopteri, Cypriniformes, Cyprinidae. Gene Ontology annotation, biological process: lipid metabolic process; phosphatidylinositol-mediated signaling. Gene Ontology annotation, molecular function: calcium ion binding; phosphatidylinositol-4,5-bisphosphate phospholipase C activity. The record is from RefSeq and is a predicted model, not a curated record. The transcript is spliced from 26 exons. The coding region runs from base 861 to 5537 and encodes 1558 amino acids.